Colletotrichum truncatum is the source of this 663-nucleotide messenger RNA. Its product is annotated as hemerythrin HHE cation binding domain-containing protein. Lineage: Eukaryota; Fungi; Ascomycota; Sordariomycetes; Glomerellales; Glomerellaceae. The record is from RefSeq and is a predicted model, not a curated record.
AUGAGUGAUCGACGACAGCCGUGGGCUGACGGGCCUUUUGAACUCAUUAGUAGCACCCGCACUGGAUACAAGAAAGGAAUCAAAUCUACAGGGGCAAACAAAAUGGCCGACGACAUGGUGAUCAUUCAUAACAUGAUCCUUCGUAUUAUCAACACCGUUUAUCUCCAGUGCAUAAACGUGGAGAAAUCGCCAAAUGAUGUCCUGGCCUUCGUCUCAUAUGCGAUAGAAUGGGGCAAAAUGGUAGAAGAGCAUCACCACACAGAGGAGACGGAAGUUUUCCCCGAGAUUGAAGAGAUGGUAGGCAUUCCAGGUCUUAUGGAGGCCAAUGUCGCACAGCACGAGGCCUUCGUUGGCGGACUGCAUACUUACCUUGGGUAUCUGAGUAGGGUGCAAAGGGGGGAAGAGCCGUAUAGUGGACGCGAACUCAAGUCAAUUAUCGACUCGUUCAUGCCAGGUCUGCGGCAACACUUGAGUGACGAAAUUGACACACUUAUAAAGCUCGGGGAGUACGAUCGGGAGUGGGAUGAGUGGUUUGAGAGGCUCCACAAGAAGCUGCUGGGUAAGCGGAACGAUCCUGCCCUCAAGGUGAGUCUUUGCAUGUUCCGUUGCCUCUCUACCUUUCCCACCUCCAGCGGGGCCGCGGAAGUGCAGCUAUAUGAUUGA